AUGAAAAUUGAUGGAAGCGUCUUUAUUGUUACUGGAGGAGCAAGUGGAUUAGGUGCACAAGUAGCUCGUUCAAUUAUUUCAGAAGGCGGCUUAAUAUCUAUCCUUGAUGUCAAUUCCAACUUGGCAAUUAAAUUGGCCGAUGAACUUGGUAAAAAUAAAUGUUAUUUUCAUGGUCCAACAGACGUUACAAUUGAGUCUGAAGUUGAGUUAGCCAUCCAGAGAACGAUGCUGUAUUUCAAUAAUGCCACAAUAAGAGGAACUAUACUCUGUAGCGGUAUCGUUAAACCACCAAAGUCAUUAAAGGGCUAUGCAGGCAAUUUGACAAGUUUUGCUCAAUUUGAACAUAUUAUCAAGAUAAACUUAUUAGGCACCUAUUGUGUUGCUCAAAAGGUAGCAGAAAAGCUUUUAGAAAAUAAGCCAAUAAACGAGGAUGGAGAAAAAGGUAUUAUCAUUACUGUCUCCUCUAUCUUGGGUUUAGAUGGUCUUCUGGUAGGCUAUGGCACAUCAAAAGCUGGUAUUGCUGGAUUAACUUUGCCAUUAGCAAAGGAAUUGGCUCCAUUUGGUAUUCGAGUUAUGUGCAUAGCACCUGGUGUAUUUGAUACGCCUCUUGUAAAUCAAUCUUCUGAAAGCGAAGGCACUCCAUUAUCUUUAUUUCCUCAUAGAUUAGGAAAUCCAAUUGAAUUUUCAAAUUUAGUAUUGCAGAUAAUUAAAAUGCCAAUGUUAAAUGGCUCUAUUAUUAGAUUGGAUGGUGCUUUAACUGUUUAG
Cokeromyces recurvatus is the source of this 765-nucleotide messenger RNA. RefSeq names its product short-chain dehydrogenase/reductase SDR. NCBI's taxonomy places the organism in Eukaryota, Fungi, Mucoromycota, Mucoromycetes, Mucorales, Mucoraceae. Gene Ontology annotation, molecular function: oxidoreductase activity. The transcript has 6 exons. The record is from RefSeq and is a predicted model, not a curated record. The coding region runs from base 1 to 765 and encodes 254 amino acids.